GCGCUCUCUCCGCCCCCAAGAUGGCGGCGGCGCUGAGGGGCCGCGCGGGCCCGGGCGGGGCCGCGGCGCUGUGGCGGCUCCAGAGCCGGCGGCGCAGCUCGUUCGACGUGGCCGUGGUGGGCGCGGGGAUCGUGGGUCUGGCCGCGGCCCGGGAGCUCCUCCAGCGCCACCCCUCGCUGGCCUUGGCCGUGCUGGAGAAGGAGCAGGAGCCAGCCCAUCACCAGAGUGGACACAACAGUGGUGUGAUCCACAGUGGGAUUUACUACACCCCUGGCUCCCUGAAGGCCAAGCUGUGUGUGCAGGGGGCAGCCCUGUGCUACAAAUACUGUGAGCAGAAGGGGAUUCCCUACAAGCAGUGUGGGAAGCUGAUUGUGGCUGUGGAACAGGAUGAAAUUCCAAGGCUCAAAGCUCUGUAUGAGAGGGGGCUGCAGAACAAUGUCCCAGGGCUGAAACUCAUUGGAGCCAAGGAAAUCCAGGAGAAGGAGCCCUUCUGCAGGGGACUGAUGGCCCUGGAUUCUCCCUACACUGGCAUUGUGGAUUACAAACAAGUGGCCCAGUCCUAUGCCAGGGACUUCCAGGAAGCAGGUGGGACAAUCCUGACUGAUUUUGAAGUCACAGACAUGGAGAUGGCCAAAGAAAGUUCUGCAGGAAGUCAAGAUGGGCUGAAAUACCCAGUCAUUGUUAGAAGCAAAAAGGGGCAGGAGGUCUCCUGUGGGCACAUCCUGACCUGUGCAGGGCUGCACUCCGACCGCCUGGCCCAGCUCAGUGGCUGCAGCCCCCAGCCCAGGAUUGUCCCGUUCCGGGGGGAUUACCUGGUGCUGAAACCAGAAAAGUCUUACCUGGUGAAAGGAAACAUUUACCCAGUUCCCAACCCUCGUUUCCCAUUCCUGGGGUUCCAUUUCACUCCCAGGAUGGAUGGCAGUGUCUGGCUUGGCCCUAAUGCAGUGCUGGCCUUCAAGAGAGAGGGCUACAAACCACUGGACUUCAGCCCUGGAGACUUCUUAGAAGCUGUGACCUACAGUGGGCUCUGGAAGCUGGUGCUGAGGAACGUGUCCUACGGCCUGGGGGAGCUGUACAGAGCCUUUUCCCUCAGUGCCCAGGUGAGGCAGCUGCAGAAGUUCAUCCCUGAGGUCACCACCAGUGAUGUUCUCAGGGGUCCCUCUGGUGUGAGAGCCCAGGCCCUGGACAGUGAGGGCAAUCUGGUGGAUGACUUUGUGUUUGACGGGGGCUCGGGGGCCGUGGGCAGCAGGAUCCUGCACGUCAGGAACGCUCCUUCCCCCGCCGCCACCUCCUCCCUGGCCAUCGCCGCCGCCAUCGCCGACGAGGCCCAGCGGCGCUUCCAGCUCUGAGCCCCGGCAGCAAUCCCAGCAGCAAUCCCAGCAGCAGUCCUGCCUGCUGCCCCUCUGCCACCUGGCUCUCCUCCUGAAGGACACACAGCCACCAGGCAGUGCCCAGGCAGCCUUGGCAAUGUCCUGUGCCCAUGGCGUGGUGAGGAAGGUUUGGCCGGCGGAGCAGGAGCGGCCAUGGCAGGGUCUGCAGGCACGGGCAGAGCAGGCUGGGAUCCCUCUCUGCUGGGAUUUUCAACCUGCAGGCACGGGCAGAGCAGGCUGGGAUCCCUCUCUGCUGGGAUUUUCAACCUGCAGGCACGGGCAGAGCAGGCUGGGAUCCCUCUCUGCUGGGAUUUUCAACCUGCAGGCACGGGCAGAGCAGGCUGGGAUCCCUCUCUGCUGGGAUUUUCAACCUGCAGGCACGGGCAGAGCAGGCUGGGAUCCCUCUCUGCUGGGAUUUUCAACCUGCAGGCAUGGACAGAGCAGGCUGGGAUCCCUCUCUGCUGGGAUUUUCAACCUGCAGGCACGGACAGAGCAGGCUGGGAUCCCUCUCUGCUGGGAUUUUCAGCCUGCAGGCACGGGCAGAGCAGGCUGGGAUCCCUCUCUGCUGGGAUUUUCAACCUGCAGGCACGGGCAGAGCAGGCUGGGAUCCCUCUCUGCUGGGAUUUUCAACCUGCAGGCAUGGGCAGAGCAGGCUGGGAUCCCUCUCUGCUGGGAUUUUCAACCUGCAGGCACGGGCAGAGCAGGCUGGGAUCCCUCUCUGCUGGGAUUUUCAACCUGCAGGCACGGGCAGAGCAGGCUGGGAUCCCUCUCUGCUGGGAUUUUCCACCUGGAUUUGCCAUGGCUGUGCUCACAAUGCUGCCUCCUCAGAGGGGUCUGAAAAGCCCCGGGCACGGGGGCUCUGUGUGGGCUGUGAUCCCAUUGCAGUUGGAUGUGCAGCCCUCUGGAUGACAUGGAAGUAAUGGAACAGGAGGAUAAGCCCUGCUUAAGGGCCCUGCUGAUGGGGAAUUAAAGGCUUUGUCAGAGAUUGAGAACAAUAUUCAGAGCCUUCCACGUGAAUGUAGAGCAUUUCACAGAAAAAUAAGCUUAAAGAGGAUUACCAAACCCAAGUCAAUUUAGAUCUGCAAUUCAGAUACUCUGUCUGAUCACUGUCUGUAUUUUUUAUAGAGCAGAAAUCAAAAUAUGGAUACAAACAAUCACUUUUCAUUUCAUUUACAGCUGGGAAGUCAGUGCUGAUCAGAAACUUCCAUCAGUGGCUUUGGGUUUCUUCCUUUGAAUGCUGAUGAUGCAAAAGGAGCUGAUCUUUGUCCAGCCACUUGAGCAAUCCAGGGAAAAUGGUCUUUGGAACAGGAAAUCUGAAGGGAGGGAAGCUCCAGAAACCUGCCCUGAGUCAUGGCUGGUGUUGCUUCCCUUGGAGCCCGAGCAGGGAUGAGUCAGGAAGGUUUCCCAUUUUCCCUGAGCACCAGGGGAGCUCAGCCAGGGCUGGAGACUCCUCCUUGCUCCAUGGAUACCCAGUUUUUAUCAGAGACACACCUGGAGGAGUCUGUGUGCAGGGAGAGCUGAAGUGAACUCGGUGCUGAGCUCAGGAUCUGGGAGUGUCCUGCAGAAUUGCUGCAAAGCAGAAUUUUGUGGCCUCAGGGACAAAGUAUUGAGGAUUUAAUAACAGCUGCUGGGGAACACAGAUAAUUGUGGGGAGUUUGCAGCAGAAAAUUGGACAUUAAUUUUUCCUUUAAAAGUUCUUUUCUGAGCUCCUCUGAUGGGAGUGGGUUAGCACAGGAGGGCAGCUGUGAGGCUGAUUUUACUGUAUAGAUUGGAGACACUCUUGUCAAGGGGGAAAAAGGGCUUAAUCUGCUUUUUUUAAAAUUAUUAUUAUUCCUUUUUUUUUUUUUUUUUUUUUUUUACCCUGGUAAAAUCUGCUUUACCAGCAAAUUGACUGCUGGAAAUUCAAAUACCAACCCUUUCAGAGCAAAGUUUUGGUCACUUCAGGCAGAGAUUCAGCUGUUCCAAGUCUUCCAGUGCCACAGGGCUGGGUAAAACUUCCCACAGUGGAACAAUCCUGUCUUCCCUCCCUGCCAGAAGUGUUGCCUAUCAACAGUAAAUCCUACAAAAGGAUUGCAAAAGCCACUUCCUCCCACUCGGGGUGUGGCCCUGACAUGUAUUAACAGAAUAAAGAACAUUAAAAUGCAAAGCAGACAGGGACCAGGGGGAGUCCUGAGUCAGCAUUUCCCUGUGCACUGCUUUUUCCUCUCAGGUGAUGAUUGUUUGGGGGUAAAGUUUAUUUGGAAUUGAAAUUAUGAACCCUGAUGUAGCAUUCUGCCUUUUCAGAGAUAAAAGAUUUACACUUUUGUUAUAAAAAUAAAUUCAGAGAUGAUGAUGUCAGGGUUUCAGGCAUCAGUCUUGCUGCUCACAAGUGUGAAAAUGUAUUAAUUUAUUUUCCAAAUGAGCCUCACUUUGAUCAUUUCUUAAAUGUGCCUUUUAUGAUUAAAACAGUGUGGUGGGGUUUUUUGAAGUGCUGUAAAAUCUGUGUAUUUCUCCUGACUCAGAGAAGAGUUUCACUGGAAUUUGUUAAUUCUCAGCUGUAUUAGGCAGGAUAUCACUCUGUAAUACUUCAGGGGGGGCCACAAGACCAAACUUGUCUUCCUGAAUUAUCUUAUCUGUGCUCCUCACAGCUCACAGCUCUUCCUCACUCGACAGGACUGCUCUGACCUGGGCCUGUUGGGACAGGUGGGAUGAGAAUUCCUGAAACUCUCAAUAAAUAUUUGGACAAACA
Messenger RNA from Haemorhous mexicanus (house finch), 4098 nucleotides. It is a transcript of the gene L2HGDH, whose product is annotated as L-2-hydroxyglutarate dehydrogenase. Bases 21 to 1349 code for a protein of 442 amino acids. The transcript has 10 exons. NCBI's taxonomy places the organism in Eukaryota, Metazoa, Chordata, Aves, Passeriformes, Fringillidae. The record is from RefSeq and is a predicted model, not a curated record. Gene Ontology annotation, molecular function: (S)-2-hydroxy-acid oxidase activity; (S)-2-hydroxyglutarate dehydrogenase activity.